GAGAAGAAGAACUCUUUUGUGUUAGAGUUGCCAAGGGACGAUGUAAACAAUAUGGAGGUCGUUUAAUUACAUUAUUUAGUAAACAGUAAAUCUUGAUGAUGAGUACCAUGAUUGACAGAGGAGCUACAAUAGCUGCAGCUGUAGAGGUGGAAAAGUACUCCAAACAAGGGACAGAACUCUUACAAAGUGGUCAUUUAACAAGUGCAGUUAAAGCUUUUAAAUAUGCCUACAAGUAUGCUGGAGAUCUGGAUGAUGAAUACAUGGAAAGAGCAUGUGCAUUUAAUCUAGGUGCUGCUUAUAUUGCCAUGGGUCAGGGAGAGAAAGGGUUGAAUGUUCUUCAACAGGCUGUUCCCUCAGAAGACAGAAGAGAUGGCAGAUCAAAUGGCGAUUUGUACUUUAAUUUAGGUCUUGGAUAUGAGACUACAAAAAAUAUCCCAGAAGCGAUCCGUUAUUUUAAUAAAGCUUUGGAUGAGUACCGUUAUGAGAGGGACAACCUAGCCAUGGAGAUAGAAACAUUGUCCAAACUGGCCACCUUAUGUACUACAGUACAGAAUCAUCAUUUAAUGAACCUCUACCACCAGUUAGCUGAGGCAUAUGCAAUGCAGGGCAAUGUUGAGAAACAAAUGUGGGCUUUAUGUGAGAAGGCUAAUUCCUACAACAGUUUUGGUGAUCCUCAAAAGGCUGAAUCUGCUGCUGAUGAAUGUUUGAAACUAUCUGAUAAAUGUCAAAAUACUGUGGAGUCAGGAAGCAUAUUUAAUGACCUUGGUCUGCUGUAUACCCAGCUUCAGAAAUAUGGCAUGGCUGUCAAAUGUUUUGAAGAAGCAUUACCAUUGGCUCAGAGCAGUGAUGAUAAAAAGAGAGAGGCUGUGAUUCGUCAAAAUUUAGGUGCUGCCUAUAACUUUGUUGGAGAAUACCAGAGAGCUAUAAGCUUUCACAAAUCAGCUGCAGAUAUGUAUGCUCGUUUACAAAACCGUAAUUCCCAGGGACAAUGCUAUGCCAAUUUAGCAUAUGCCUACAGUCAGCUUGGUGAUCUGAUGAAAGCCAAACAAGCUUUUGAUCAUGCACUCUUAGCAGCUGAAGAUACAGAUGACAAUCGUACUACUUGGCAAGUUUCUGAAGGACUAGGAUCUGUUGCAUUUAAUGAGAGAAAAUAUGAUGAAGCAAUAGAAUUCUUCAAGAAAGCUCUGGGUGUACUAGCUGCUAGGGAAAGUAACAUAACAGCACAGAACAGAAUUGUAGAGAAACUAAAACAAGCAUUAGAGGCUCAAAUCAAAGACAAAGAAAGACCAUUUGCUCACAUAAGAAAAGAGGAUGUAAACCCACUUAAAUCUGGAUAUAAGAAGAGUUUAGCUGAAAAACCAACCAGACCCACAUCUGCAAAACCAGUUGCUGUAGGAGGCCGUGUGGCAGACAGAAAUAAUACAGAUGAAGUUCAGAGGAGACCAAAAAUGAGGAAAAAAUUUGUUCGUGUUAAUAAGUCGGGUACGUCAAAGAGGUUCAGUAAAGUAGCCCGAGGGUUGUCUGACAUGAUGGAACCAUUUGAACUAACACCUAGAUCUGGUAGUGGCCUACAAGGAGAGACAAUGAUGCCAGUCCAGUCACAGUCAGAAGAUUCUUCGGAGGAGGAAACUGAAAGUGAUGAAAACAAAUUUCAGUCUUCAAAAACUGCUGCAUCCAAACAGUCUGAUUCUCAGCGGUCUAAGGAUAGAGAAACAGCAUCAAACAGAUCUGUUCAUGGAUCUGAAUCAGACGACAGUUUGGAAGAGGAAGAAACAGAAAGCAGUUCUGAAGAAUCUGAAGAUCAAGAUAAAAAGGCUGUGCUGGAACAGAUGGGAAAACUUGAUAAAGGUGAAGAUGACGGUUCUGAAUCAGAAGAUGAUAAAGACACAGAUGAUGAUAAAGACAAAGGAAAUGAAAAGAUGGAUAGAAGACACAAAGAACACAGAAGAAAACAGCCUGUAGAAAUUGAAGCUCAUGUACGGAAUGGAGAUGAAAGCUCUAGUGAAACAGGAUCUUCGUCAUCUGGGUCAGAGUCGGGAAGUACAGAAAGUGAAUCAGAGGAUGAACCACCUCCAGUACCAUCAGGUUCUUUGCCAAAAUCUGGAGAAAUCAAAACAUGUGAACAGCCUUGGGGAAGAACAGACUCUAAAAAAAAAAUGAAUUAUGCAGAUAUUAACUUUGAUGGAGGUUCAGCAAGAGGUGAGAUUAACAAUUCCAAAAAACAUCCCAACUAUCUAGAAAACGAAGAUACGGAGAGUUUGAGGGUCAAUAUGGGAACAAGAGCUAGUGGACAAUAUGAUAAUGAUGGAGAAGACGAGGAGGAUCCACUCUAUCAAACCAUACCAUCAAGGUCACUCAAAGAUGAUAAUGAAUUCCAAGCGAAAAAAACAACCUUUACUGACUUCUCCAGUCUACCAAGGGGAGAGAAAGAAAAAUUAAUGUAUGAGAAACACAGACAUGAUCAACUAGAUCGCCAACAAGCCCCGCCCCUUCCUGACAGAAGAGACAAAGGGGAAAAAGAUUCAAAAACAUGUUCUGUUAUGUAAAAAACUAAGUUAAUGUGAAUUAAUACCAUUAUUUAUGGUCAUGUGAUUAGACAAUAAUUUAGUUAAUAAUUUUUUUAAUUUUUCCGUCCAUUUAAGACAAGAAAUAAAGAUUUUAGUUCAACUUAUGUGCUUGAUAGUUAUCUAUUUAUAAUAAAGUGUUUAGGUUAUUUUCCGUCCAUUAACUUUUUGUUUAUUAAAAACUAUUGUUUUUAAAAUGUUUUUGCAUUUCAUUGUUUUGUAGGAACUUUUUAUAUGUUUCAUUUUAAUUUAAUUUUCUCUGUAUAAAUAUAGCUUCAAAAAAAAGGUUAUCUUUUAGGAGGAGGAAGAGUUUGUUGUAUUCCUUUUUCCCCAUUACAUCAUAUAUAUACCAAAAUAAGACAAAUUGUCUUAUCAUACCCCCACCCCCCUUCCCCAAAUGUGGUACUUUUGUUUGUCCAGUAAGUUUUUUCAUUUUGUUAACGUAGCUUUACAUAAAUGGACAUCCAGACAAACAAAACUUACCAGGCAGCAUCAAGUUUUCUUCUUUUUUUUUUUUAUUUAUUUUUCAAUUUCCUUUAAAAAGUCCUCUUCAUGACCCUUCAUUGCUUACUUACAUGUGUGCAUUUCAGUAUGUAGCUAAUAACAGCUUGUGACAUUCUUAUACUUGAUUUAAUCUGUAAAAUAAACUGUCAAUUAAACUUGUUCAUUUAGUUACAAGUGACAUAUUUAAAUUCCUUAAUGGUAUAAGAAAACUGCUGCAUUUUAUAUAGCAAUUUAAGUAGACUAUGCAUUUGUGUAUUCUGGCCUCAGAAAUUACAAGCAUGAUCUUCAUACUCAUUCUCGGAAAUCAACCCAUCAAAAUACUGGAUUUGGUGUUUCAAGCACAAAUUUUGUACUUCGAGUACUGGCAAAGUAAAGUUUUAUGACCAAGGGUGCUGGACCAGAGAAUCUAAUUCCUUAUGUAUGGCACAGACCAUUCAUCUUUUAUGAAGGUAUGGAGAGGCAUGGGUGUUUUUCUGGGGACAUGCAGACCUUCUUGGGGGACUACAAUGAAAAACAAACUAUUUUUUCAUUAAUAUACAGGAAAACAAAAUUUUAUUUGAAACCUAUUGUUGAAUUUAUUUCUUUUCCAAAUUUUAAAUUGAAACAAACUUUUUUUUCACUUCCCUUCUUUAACAAAUUAUUUUUUUAAGAAUGGUUGGUGACUAGUACAAAAUAGUAUAAAGGACAAUUUGUGUUAUCAAAAUUAGUCUGUGAUAUUAUUUCUUAUCUGUCCAAACUAUUGUUAAUUCAAAAAUGUUUGCAUGCAUUAUUCAUUACUAUUGUUGACGAAUGGACACAAACGUCAGUUUAUUUAUUGCGAUUUCAGGAAAUGCUGCAUACAAAUACAUUAUGUAAUGGCUAUGGAAAUUUAAAAUAUGAAUUUUAUUUGUACGAAACAUAUCCUGUCGCAAUUUUUGUAAUGAAUAAAAACAUCGCAACUAUUUUUGAAUUUACAGUAAUUUACAGUUAAUUGCUUUAUGAAAUAAACUGUUAGUUGUG
Mytilus californianus (California mussel) is the source of this 4067-nucleotide messenger RNA. Its product is annotated as FK506-binding protein 5-like. Bases 96 to 2546 code for a protein of 816 amino acids. Gene Ontology annotation, molecular function: protein binding. The transcript is spliced from 15 exons. NCBI's taxonomy places the organism in Eukaryota, Metazoa, Mollusca, Bivalvia, Mytilida, Mytilidae. The record is from RefSeq and is a predicted model, not a curated record.